CUAGAGACAAUAAACUCCUGGCGCCUGCGUGUGCUGAGGGUUACAGUAACAGUCCAAGGUAAGAGCAGGACUGAGGGACGGGCUUCCGUGUUCACUGGCCUGUUAUUUUGAAAGGGAGCUUCUAGGAUAUUUCACUUGGGGAGGAAAAAAAGUACCAAAAUGACUGGAGUUUGAUAAACUGAAGCAAAGCUUUUUCACAGUGGAAUACAGAUAGGCAACGCGCCUACAGAUACUUCUCACAGUACAUUUUUAAUCAACCAGAAUCUGCCUUGGGGGUGGGAGAAAAAAAGACAGCCGGUCACUGCACAGCCCAGCAGGGGGCUGGAGGAGCUGAUGGAUGUACUUGGGGAAAACGAGGCUCUGCAGCUGUUCUUUGAAGGGCAUGAUGUCACCGGUGUCCUGGAGAGCCCCGUGGUGGACACCAGCAUGCUGGAGCGAUAUCUUAGCAACGACAUCGACCCGGCAACCUUAAUGAUUGCUGGAGAUGGAGUUGAUAAGAUUUUACCAGACUCUCCCCCUGACUCUGGCUCUGAAGCCUGCUCACCUCCACAGAUACCAGACAUGCACAACAGUGCUUCGUGGGCCACUGGCCAGCCCCCCCAGGUGCCGUUCCCCCCUGCAGUGGACUCCAGCAGUGCAUCAUGUCGCUUUAAAGAAAGGGUUCCAGGCAGGAACCCCAGCGUACCCCAGAAAUUCAUGGGGCUGCCGAGCAGCUAUGUGAAUCCUAGUGUCCCACCCGCUCCUGCCUGCCUCAGCACUGCCUCAUCCAGCUGCUUGGGCACUGCCUACCCUUACCUGCCUCCAAGGCCCAGUUAUCACCCAGGAGCUGUGUUACCAAAAACCAAAAAGAGGAAGCACUCUGACUCCUUCGAAGGGAGUGUGGACCAGUAUGUGUGGAACGAUGUCGACAGGCCAAAAGGCUCCUUAGCAGUGAAUGGCAAGCAAUGUGCAGAUGUAUCUGGCUAUGAUAGCGAUGGACAGAACGACAGCUCAGUGACGGGAGGUUAUCAGUCUUUAACCUGGAGCAUGUACCAUCCGGGCCAGUGGACAGUCCUGUGCAACUGCAACUGCGAGAGCCUACCUGCUCCAGGUUACCAUGUAGACACAGACAAGGGGUUUAAUUACUCGACCUUUGAUGAGGCCUUCGUGUGCCAGAAGAAGAACCACUUCCAGGUGACGGUUCACAUUGGAAUGAUGGGGAUCCCCACAUAUUUCAAGACGCCGCUCGGGCUGAAACCCAUUGAGAAGUUUUACGUGAAAGUUUUUGGCAUCAAAGUCGACGCUCCAGAUCACAUAAUAACUAUUGAACAGUCACAGUCGGAUAGAAGCAAAAAGCCAUUUCUACCAGUCAAAGUGAGCCUUCCUGGGAACAAGGUCACGAAGGUAACGCUGGGGAGGCUGCACUUCAGUGAGACAACAACAAACAACAUGAGGAAGAAGGGCAAGCCCAACCCAGACCAGAGGUACUUCAUGUUGGUUGUUGGGCUGUAUGCAGCACUGCAGGACCAAAACUACCUGGUCAUUGCUCACAUGUCUGAAAGAAUCAUAGUAAGGGCGUCUAACCCGGGGCAGUUUGAAAACGACACUGACCAGCUGUGGCAGCGAGGACACGCUCCGGAGUCCAUGGUUUGCCAUGGCCGGGUGGGAAUCAACACAGACUCGCCAGAUGAGGCGCUGGUCGUGUGUGGGAAUAUGAAAGUCAUGGGGACAGUCAUGCACCCUUCUGACAUGAGAGCAAAGCAGAACAUCCAGGAGGUAGACACCACCGAGCAGCUGAAAAGGAUAGCACAGAUGAGAAUCGUUGAGUAUGACUACAAGCCAGAGUUUGCAUUGAAGAUGGGAAUCGAUCGGGCCCAUGAGACAGGUAUAAUAGCCCAGGAGGUGAAGGAGCUCCUGCCUUCCGCUGUGAAAGACGUUGGAGAUGUAGCCUGCAAUGACGGGGAGAUGAUAACAAACUUUCUCAUGGUUGAUAAGGAGCAAAUCUUCAUGGAGAAUGUAGGUGCUGUCAAGCAGCUCUGUAAACUGACAGACAACUUAGAAAACCGGAUUCAGGAGCUGGAGGUCUGGAACAAACGCAUUGAGAAGCUAAAACGCAUCAGCAGCAUAAAAUCAGCAAUCAGCAAUAAGAGUGCAAAUAGGACAGUAAGCAGAAGCAGCAGCAUCCCUCCACCUCGGCAGCCUUUGAAGUCCUCCACACAGGGUCCCACACAGACACGCCAUCACUGUCUGCAACACAGAUUUUCACAAGCUGCCAUCAUUACAUUGGUGAGCACCAUGGCCUUUUGCGUGAUUGCAAUCACAUCACUUUACCUGAUUGGCUUGAACAAUGAUGAUUACAUCUUCUCCGAUCUCAGCAACACUUCAGUCUUUCCCCUGAUCAGCACUGUGACGUCUGCAGCCCUCACAUCUUCUUCAACAGCAGCUGUCAGCACCACAGUCCCUGGCCCCUGGCCCCCCGAUGUUGAAUUCUGCAGCAUCCUCCCCUGCGAUGAGGUGUGCUGCUGCUCUGCAGGGGCUGGCAAUGCCAGCGCUUUCAGCCUGCCAGAGCAGCAGGCAGAGGGGGCACCAAAGCAAACAGGACGAAGGAAACAAGACCUGCCCACAGGCAUCACUAGAGACACUGGAAAUAAUCAAGACUUAAUUGAUACAACCAUCAAGUCCAUUCACAUUGUGGAAAAUCAGCAGAUUAUUGACAACCGGUACUGUUUGAAACAAAACUGUGGAAACGGAAACUACAGCUACGUCAUACCGCUGAGCAAACACACCCCGGUGAGGAUGAGAAUCACUUUGCAAAUGAACUCUUCAGAAGCCCUGGUUGUCUUUCUGUGUGGGGUCACAGCAGGGGCGCAGUGCCCGGAUUGCCAGCACAGAAAGAAAAGAGCAGCGCUUUUACACAAUACACAGACAUGGAUUACAGGACAGGGACAGCAGAAGAAAAAGGAGACACAGACUACACAGGGAUUUGAGCAUCAGUGGCCACUUCCAGUCGCUGUUUUGUACAGGAGUUCAUACUAUUUCCGUGCUACUGCUCCGGGUCAAGCGGAUUGUGAGACGGACCCCAACUAUAUGGGGGUGCAGUUUACAGACUACUAUUUCUACUUCUAUAGAAGAUGCGACUGAGAUACUGGAAACAUCAUUCACAUUUCAAACACCACAACGGCCCUUUAAAAGCCUUUCCCCCGAAAAAAGUUAUCUGGUUAAGUUAUCGGAAAAGUUAUUUUUCUAUGAAAUGUAUGCUAAAUAUAUGUCAAACUGUAUUACUUUUUUUAAUAUUUGAAAAAAUAAAGUCUAAAAAAAAUUAACAACCAUCUUGUGCAAAAGUGAGAUGACACAUGUUUAGGGUUAUUGCCUAUCCGAAGUAGUAAAUGAAUCAAGGUGUUCUGAACGCACAGUAAGAAAAACGUUUCUUAUUUAAUAGGGAUUUGCUGCACGUGAAGAGUUUGGAUUUGUCCGUCAUGAGGCAGCAGAUCCUGUGGAAGGGAGCACUUGCAGUCGACCAGCAUGCUCUAAAUGUAGAUAAGCUGUGUUGCAUCAACAGCAGAGGCACACAGUGUAUUAAUGAAGUACAAGGGCCAUGGUCUCAGAAUCUGAACAGGCACCUUCAGCCAUUGUCACUUUAGCAAAGACUAAUAUCGGACUGGCGAGGUAUUGAUCACAUUAAACCCAAGCUCGCUUGGGAAAUAAUCAGAUAAUACUGUGCAGGGUUUAAUUCAAACAAGUUGAUACUUGGUGUAUUGUACCUGAGUGGUUUUGAUAGCUUCACAUGUAUAUAGUCUAUGCUGCUCUACACAUACUGCAUGAAAAACAUAUUGAGACUGAAUGUAUUUUAAGUUAUUGGGCUCUGAACAGAACACAGUAAGUAGGGUGCGCAGGCAUCAUGGCCUGUCAU
Messenger RNA from Polyodon spathula (Mississippi paddlefish), 3889 nucleotides. RefSeq names its product myelin regulatory factor-like protein. Lineage: Eukaryota; Metazoa; Chordata; Actinopteri; Acipenseriformes; Polyodontidae. The transcript has 28 exons. Gene Ontology annotation, biological process: positive regulation of DNA-templated transcription; protein autoprocessing. The coding region runs from base 334 to 3120 and encodes 928 amino acids. Gene Ontology annotation, molecular function: sequence-specific DNA binding; DNA-binding transcription factor activity. Gene Ontology annotation, cellular component: endoplasmic reticulum membrane; nucleus. The record is from RefSeq and is a predicted model, not a curated record.